This is a messenger RNA of Molossus molossus (Pallas's mastiff bat), 1467 nucleotides long. It is a transcript of the gene GPN2, whose product is annotated as GPN-loop GTPase 2. Bases 227 to 1159 code for a protein of 310 amino acids. The transcript has 5 exons. Lineage: Eukaryota; Metazoa; Chordata; Mammalia; Chiroptera; Molossidae. Gene Ontology annotation, molecular function: GTPase activity. Gene Ontology annotation, cellular component: cytoplasm. The record is from RefSeq and is a predicted model, not a curated record.
GUCUUCCGGAAGUUGGUGCCGGUCCGGUCAAUACCCGGCCGUUCGCUCUCCUUGCAUUACUGGGCUGCCUGCAGUUCCUCCUUAGGUAACUCGGGGCAUCGCCACCGCGCCUCCCACCCGCAAAGUGCACGUCGGGAAUUCCGUCGCCCUCCGCUCGUCUCCCGAGCGGUCGCCUGCCUUGUUUCCCCGCCGAGCUUACCUGCUGUGCACGGGCCCAGUGCAACCCAUGGCGAGGGCCGCUCCGACCACCGCCUUUGGGCAGGCGGUGAUCGGGCCGCCGGGCUCGGGAAAGACCACGUACUGUCUGGGCAUGAGCGAGUUCCUGCGUGCUAUGGGCCGGCGCGUGGCAGUAGUGAACCUGGACCCGGCCAACGAGGGGCUGCCGUACGAGUGUGCCGUGGACGUGAGCGAGCUGGUGGGUUUGGGCGACGUUAUGGACGCGCUGCGACUGGGGCCCAACGGCGGCCUGCUAUACUGCAUGGAGUACCUGGAGGCCAAUCUGGACUGGCUGCGUGCCAAGCUUGACCCCCUCCGCGGCCAUUACUUCCUCUUCGAUUGCCCAGGCCAAGUGGAGCUCUGCACGCACCAUGGCGCCCUACGCAGCAUCUUCUCCCAGAUGGCCCAGUGGGACCUUAGGCUGACUGCUGUCCACCUAGUGGAUUCUCACUACUGCACAGACCCUGCCAAGUUCAUUUCAGUACUGUGUACCUCCCUCGCCACCAUGCUGCAUGUAGAACUGCCCCACGUCAACCUCCUCUCCAAGAUGGACCUCAUUGAGCACUAUGGGAAGCUAGCUUUCAACCUGGACUACUACACAGAGGUCCUGGACCUCUCCUACUUGCUUGACCACCUGGCUUCGGACCCUUUCUUCCGCCACUACCGUCAGCUCAAUGAGAAACUGGUGCAGCUCAUUGAAGACUAUAGCCUGGUCUCCUUCAUUCCUCUCAAUAUCCAGGACAAGGAGAGUAUCCAGCGGGUCCUGCAGGCUGUGGAUAAAGCCAAUGGCUACUGCUUCGGGGUCCAAGAGCAGCGAAGCCUAGAGGCCAUGAUGUCUGCUGCAAUGGGAGCUGACUUCCACUUCUCCUCCACCCUGGGCAUCCAGGAGAAGUACCUGGCACCCUCAGACCAGUCAGUGGAGCAAGAAACCAUGAAGCUGUAACAACAAGCUGGGCUCUGGAGAAUAAGACACUUAAUCCAGCACUGGGGAAAGCUGUAGCUCCCAGUAAGCCACAGCGGACAGCCCAACAGGCUAUAGAUCCAAAAACAGGCCUCCCUGCCAGACCUGGAAGGCUGAUGAAGGGACACCCAGCCCUGCAAAGGACUUCUAGCCAAAAGCCAGAUGUGGCGCAACCAAAGCACCUACUAUACCCUCAGUACUCAUGAGCUCUGAGCACUGCCACCAGGAAUUCAGCUCUGGCCCCACUCAGGCUAUGAUGGAAUGUGCUACAAUACAAGAAUUUGUUUUCU